AUGCCACCAGACAUGGACGUGUCUAUGAGGCACACAAAACUGAAGCCGGAAGAGGCAGCACUCUUGGCUGGAGAGAUCAGCAAGCCUUCCUGGGAGUCCAGAAAUGAGGGCAUUCACGAGCGAGUUAGCUUUGAAGAUUCCAUUUGGGGCUUCGACUUAGCUGGUGGAUCGUUUUACAAGACACCUUUGAGGGUUACAUUUGUGAAACCGGACAGCCGUGCAUCAAAAGCUGGUAUCAGACCUGGAGACAGGUUGCUCAAGAUCAACGACAUAGACACAUCGACACUCACAAUACAGGAGGCGCACGAUAUCAUCAUCAGCUCCGGCAUCUAUCUGAAACUUUCAGUUACCUCGCCUGAAGACGAUGAAGAUGCUUAUUACUGUUACGAAGACCCUCUUGUAGAUGGAUACGACAGUGAGGAGGAAAGACGAUUAGAAGAAGAGAAGGCAGCGAAACGAAGGGUUCAUGCUAAAGUGAGUUCCUACUGGAGUCUCCAAUGGCCUUGGGUCAGCAAAAGAAGACUUAUAUACCGGGAGUCCAACUGUUUCAUGGUGAACAGUAAAUACGAGGAAGCAAGAAGAGAGAAAUAUCCGCCACUACCUGUAUUAAGAUACACCGACGACAUCCUCUUAUAUCAAAGAGAUGGCGACAAACAAAAAGGUAGUGAUGAUAAUAAUAAGGAAACGCCAUCAGUGAAACAACUCAAAGAAAGCAAUCGAAAAUCUAGGCAACAAAAGGUACCAAAUGGCGAUGUAGAGAAGGAAGCUAUACCCACCGAUGAUGAACAACCAAAUGAUGUUAGUGAAGAUGAACAAAUAGAGAAUCAAAUUUCCCCAAUCGUUGAAGAGAACGACCAAGAAGUAAUAGAAAACUACAAUUUAGAAAAACCUGUAAUCGAAGAACUUGAAGAAAAUGGUGAUGAUAACAUCAACAACUUAGAAUCUGUUGUUGAUGAUUUAAAUGAAGAAAAUAGUGAUAAUCCAGAAGUGUUGAGUCGUACUGAGGAAACUAUUCCUGAUACCGUUGAAGAAAGUAGAUUAAAUGAAGAAAUAGAACAAGAGACGAGUGAAGAUGAUAUAUUGAAUGAAGUGCUAGCCAAAAGUGAUGAAAGUACACCAUCAAACGAUGCAGAUAAUAUACUUCAUAGUAUUCUUAGUGAUGACGGACAAAAUCUAGAAAAUUCCGAAGUUAACAACGAAAGAUAA
This is a messenger RNA of Arctia plantaginis, 1206 nucleotides long. NCBI's taxonomy places the organism in Eukaryota, Metazoa, Arthropoda, Insecta, Lepidoptera, Erebidae. The record is from the annotation of a GenBank genome assembly.